Molecule: messenger RNA, 1665 nt
Organism: Punica granatum (pomegranate)
Lineage: Eukaryota; Viridiplantae; Streptophyta; Magnoliopsida; Myrtales; Lythraceae
Source: RefSeq, a predicted model, not a curated record
AUGCCGAUGCUGCUGCUGCUGCUUGGUGCUCUUGCUGCUGCUGUUGCGAACUCAUCCCGGGUUGGAGGCAAUCUGCGAGUUUCGUUAUCGUCAUCGUCUAAUCCAGACCACAGCCACAGCACGGCACAAACAACCGAUGGUUUUCCACUUCCGUCGUCCUCUUCCUCAUUUCUCUCCCUCUCACCCACACUCUCGCCUCUGAGCUGGGCCAUGUCUCUCAUGGCCGCCGCCUCCUCCCGCGCUUUCACGCGCCCCUCUCUCCAUCUUCUUCAUCCUCCCUCUGCUGCUUCCGCUUUCCCCUCUUCUCUCCCCAUUCCCCGCUCUUCCCCCGCAGCAAAAUCGUCCCUUUCCAGGACCAGAAUCAGAAUCUGCUGCGCGAGCAGCAAAGAGCGAAGCCCACAAACCAAAACAACCCCACCCGGGGACCCCAGGUCGGGUGUCGCCCUGUACAAGCCCAAGUCGUAUGAAGUUCUGGUCGCCGACGCCGCGAAUUCCCUGGCUUACGCCCUCGCAGACGGCAAGACCCGCCUGGAGAUCGAGUUCCCACCAUUGCCCAGCAACAUUUCUUCGUAUAAGGGCUCCUCAGAUGAGUUCAUAGAUGCAAACAUUCAACUCUCCUUGGCCGUCGUCAGGAAGCUUCAAGAGAAGCGGGAAACACGAGCUUGCAUUGUUUUCCCUGAUAAGCCGGAGAAGCGCAGGGCCUCAGAGCUUUUCAAGGCAGCCCUUGAUUCGAUCGAUGGAAUAAGUAUAGGUUCCUUGGAUGAUGUCCCAAGUGGCCCUCUGUCUUCAUUCUUCAAAUCGGUUAGGAACACCCUGGAUUUUGACUUUGAGGAAGAUAACGAAAGUCGUUGGGUCUCUGCAGAACCACCAACUCUAUAUAUAUUUAUCAAUUGCAGUACUUCUGAACUAUCAGUCAUAGAAACCUACGUGGAAAAGUUUGCCAAAUCAACCCCAGCGCUUCUGUUCAAUCUCGAACUCGAUACAUUGCGUGCUGACUUGGGACUUCUGGGAUUCCCGAGCAAAGAAUUGCAUUAUCGAUUCCUUUCUCAGUUUACGUCGGCGUUCUAUAUACGAAUCAGGGAAUACUCAAAGACAGUUGCAGUAGCACCAUAUGUUGUUAACUACAGUGGAGCAUUAUUCCGCCAAUAUCCUGGGCCAUGGCAAGUGAUGCUUAAGCAAGCAGAUGGGUCAUACGCUUGCAUUGCAGAGAGCGCAACACGUUUCACCCUGGGCGAAACUAAAGAAGAAUUGCUGAGGGUGCUGGGGCUGCAAGAAGAAGAAGGAAGCUCACUAGAAUUUCUUCGGCGAGGCUACAAGACCGCUACUUGGUGGGAAGAAGAUGUUGAGUUGGAAGUAUCUGCGGCAUGGCGAAGUUGAAUUUGGCACCAGGACAAGUUCUGUUCAAAACCUGAUAUUGAUUUGUGCCGACUGAAACAAUUUUUUGGAACCUCCUCUCAAGUUAUGUGUCUUUUAACCUGUCCAUCCUUUUUUUUGUCGAAGCAGUGGCUCCACUUCUGGACUUGAUGUGGUCAAAGCUCAAGAAAUAUCAUGUAUUUUGACAAGUAAAUUGUAUUGAGUUUUUUGUAUAUUCGACCUGUCAGUGAAUCGAUUGAGUUGUAUAACCCGAAUCUCCGAGAAGCAGUAAGAUGCCUCUUGUAUGCUUAA